AAAAUAUCUGAUGUUUUUUUUUUAAGUUAAAUUAGAAAAACAAUUCCAUAACUAAAAAAAGAGUAAGUUAUUGGAUUGGACUGAAUGUACUGAAGUUUCAAUGAAACCUUGACAGCAUCUGCAACACAACGUCUCCAUCUAGUGGUCAGAAACAGCCAAAAGAUGAAAAAUUAUAAACUGGAGAUCAUAGCUCAUUAUCUCUAGAUAUGGUGCAAUAAUUUCCAUCCUUUACAAAUUCAGGUGAUUUUUGUUCCUGCAAGGAAAAAUGAUGGCAACUUUACAAACAUAUGUAUCGGUGUAGUUUUUGCUUGAGAGAAUUGUCAACAACGACAGAAGAGCAACAUCCCAUAAAUAUCUGUAUCUGUGCAUAUAGAGUCAACAAACGUGAGCACCAUCAAUCUGGCCAUUUCCAUUCAACGUAAAUCCAUUUUCAUCUUCCUCCAUCUGGGCUUCCUCCCAUUGACCUGGAUUCUCCAGUAGAAAGUCAAUCAGGCCGAUCAGCGAACAGAAGAAGAUUUUAAUAAUAAUUAUUAUUAUUAUUAUUUACCUUAUUAUUUUCUGCACUAUUUUGGAACUGUUGUGUGACUAUCGUUUUACACAGUCACACUACAGGCUAUUUUUAUUUCUGGUCUAUUAAAUCAUGCUAUUCCACUAAUUUGGAGUAUAAAAGGAAAAACCAUUUUCUGCAACUUAUGUUUCCAAGCAGUUUUCAAGAUUUAAGUUUGGUCCUUUUCCUUAUACCAUACCAUACCAUACCAUACCAUACCAUACCAUACCAUACCAUACCAUACCAUACCAUACCAUACCAUUCCAUACCAUACCAUACCAUACCAUACCAUACCAUACCAUACCAUACCAUACCAUACCAUACCAUACCAUACCAUACCAUACCAUACCAUACCAUUCCAUACCAUACCAUACCAUACCAUACCAUACCAUACCAUACCAUACCAUACCAUUCCAUACCAUACCAUACCAUACCAUACCAUACCAUACCAUACCAUACCAUACCAUUCCAUUCCAUACCAUACCAUACCAUACCAUACCAUACCAUACCAUACCAUACCAUACCAUUCCAUACCAUACCAUACCAUACCAUACCAUACCAUACCAUACCAUACCAUACCAUACCAUUCCAUACCAUACCAUACCAUACCAUACCAUACCAUACCAUACCAUACCAUACCAUACCAUACCAUACCAUACCAUACCAUUCCAUACCAUACCAUACCAUACCAUACCAUACCAUACCAUACCAUACCAUACCAUACCAUACCAUACCAUACCAUACCAUUCCAUACCAUACCAUACCAUACCAUACCAUACCAUACCAUACCAUACCAUACCAUACCAUACCAUACCAUUCCAUACCAUACCAUACCAUACCAUACCAUACCAUACCAUACCAUACCAUACCAUUCCAUACCAUACCAUACCAUACCAUACCAUACCAUACCAUACCAUACCAUACCAUACCAUACCAUACCAUACCAACUUUAUUUAUAAAGCACUUUAAAACAACCACAGCUGAAACAAAGUGCUGUACAUAAAAUAGAUAAAAACAAAUACAGUUUAAAACAACAAACUUACAGUAUAAAACUAGAUCUCGCUGGAGUUGAAAGCCAAGUGAAAUAAAUGGGUUUUAAGACGAGCUUUGAAAGUGGACAGUGAACAAUCUCUAGAUAAUCACUAGUGAAAAACUUUUUAUCAAAAUAUUACAGUUUUAACAUUUAAUUCUUGAAAUGUUAACUUUACCAGUUAUAUAGUCACUGUAAACUCUGAUACAUGCAGUAACUUAAUCAAUAAACCCAACCGAUUACAAAAAGGAAUUUAAACUAAAGACCAUGAUUAGAGUUCAUCACUUCAUUUUCUGUCUUCUUUUAUGACCAUCUAUUUAAGCCAGAUGUUGCCUCUCACUUUAAAUGCAAAGAAGCAAAGGGCAGUCAGCGCUGAGAUAGAGACUCAGCAGGUCGUCUCUUCGGUUUGAUCCAAUAUAAGCCAACAUGAUUUCAGCCUUUCUGCUGGUGCUCUGUGUUGUCUUCCUUCUUUUUCAACUCAAACCUCAGAGACCCAAGAACUUCCCACCCGGACCCCCCAGUCUGCCUGUUCUGGGGAACCUUUGGAACCUGAACAUAAAGAACCCCUUAAAAGACUUUGAAAGGCUGAGGCAGUCCUAUGGAAAGGUCUACAGUCUGUUUUUGGGUCUGAAACCAGCUGUGGUCUUCAACGAGUUUAAGGCCAUGAAGGAGGCGAUGGUGACCAAAGCUGCUGAUUUCGCUGGUCGUCCACAAAAUAUGUUAGUUUCUAACGUCACCGAUAGCAAAGGUGUGAUUAUGGUUGAUUAUGGUUCGCUGUGGAGGGACCAUCGGCGCUUUGCUCUCAUGACUCUGAGAAACUUUGGUUUGGGAAAGAAGUCAAUGGAGGAAAGAAUCCAUGAAGAGAUUCAGCACAUAAUUAAAACUCUAGAUGACAACACUGGUAAAACUUUGAGUCCUCAGUUCCUGUUUCAUAAUGCAGCCUCCAACAUCAUCUGCAAGGUUCUGUAUGGAACACGUUACGAGUACGAAGACGAGACGAUUAAAAUUAUUGUCAGAUGCUUCACUGAGAUCAUCAAAAUAGCCAACGGACCGUGGGCUAUGAUCUAUGACUCGUUUCCUUUGAUCCGUUCCCUCCGGUUGCCCUACGACAAAGCCUUUCAGAAUAUGGAGACUUUUCUGAACAUUGCACGACGUUUGGUGAAUGAACACAAGAAGAGCAGAGUCCCUGGAGAGCCGCGGGAUUUGGUCGACUGCUACCUGGACGAGCUGGAUAAGAGAGCUGAUGAUUCCACUUUUUCUGAGGAACAGCUGACAAGAAUGACUUUUGACCUCUAUGCUGCUGGGACGGACACCACCUCCAACACCCUGCUGACCGGAUUUCUCUACCUCAUGAUUCACCCUCACAUUCAAGAGCGAUGUCAGCAGGAGAUCGACCGGGUGCUGCAGGGACAUGAUCAGGUCACUUUUGAGGACAGGCACAGCAUGCCUUACACACAGGCUGUGAUCCAUGAGAUUCAGAGGAUUGCCAACACAGUUCCUCUCAGUGUCUUCCACUGCACCACUAAGGACACAGAGCUCAUGGGAUACUCCAUUCCUCAGGGUACAAUGAUCAUCCAGAACCUGACCUCAGUCCUGAGGGAAGAGGGACAGUGGAAAUUCCCUCAUGAGUUCAACCCUGAAAACUUCCUGAAUGAACAGGGAGAGUUUGUCAAACCUGAGGCCUUCAUGCCUUUCUCUGCAGGUUCUCGAAUUUGUCUUGGAGAGGGUCUGGCUCGCAUGGAGCUCUUCCUCAUUAUGGUGACUCUGCUGAGGAAGUUUAAGUUCAUCUGGCCGGAGGAUGCAGGAGAACCUGACUUGACACCAGUCUUUGGAGCAACUUUGACUCCCAAACCUUAUUUGAUGAAGAUCCAGUUGAGAGGAAAUCAAUGAUGUUUUCUGCAGAAACUGAAGGAAGGACUCAAUGAUAAAACAUUUUUUUUUUUUUUGCUCAUUCAUUAAUAAGACACAACACUAUCUUCAAAGUCCCACACUGUUUAUUUUAAUUGCUACCUGACAAGACGUUUUAUAAUCUGCUGGUAUGAAUUUUAUUGUAUUACUUUCUUCAGAGAAAACUGAUCAUCAGGCAAGUCAAUAAACAGAUUCUGGUUGUA
Poeciliopsis prolifica (blackstripe livebearer) is the source of this 3688-nucleotide messenger RNA. RefSeq names its product cytochrome P450 2J6-like. Gene Ontology annotation, cellular component: intracellular membrane-bounded organelle; cytoplasm. The record is from RefSeq and is a predicted model, not a curated record. Gene Ontology annotation, molecular function: iron ion binding; oxidoreductase activity, acting on paired donors, with incorporation or reduction of molecular oxygen, reduced flavin or flavoprotein as one donor, and incorporation of one atom of oxygen; heme binding. Gene Ontology annotation, biological process: xenobiotic metabolic process. The coding region runs from base 2004 to 3467 and encodes 487 amino acids. The transcript is spliced from 11 exons. NCBI's taxonomy places the organism in Eukaryota, Metazoa, Chordata, Actinopteri, Cyprinodontiformes, Poeciliidae.